AUGACACCUCCUCCUAAGCCUCCCCGUGUUGAAGUCAACAACCUCUCAUACACUUUUCCCGACUACUCGACUGGUGUCAACAGCAUCACUUUGGAUCUUCCUCCGCGGUCUCGUACCCUUCUGAUUGGUGCUAAUGGAGCCGGUAAAACAACUCUGCUUCGUCUUCUUGCCGGCAAACGUCUUGCGCCCAGUGACACCAUCUCUAUCUGCGGUGUAGAUCCCUUCAAAGAGGGUCUUGAGGGUGUCACUUAUCUUGGACUGGAAUGGGUCCUUAACCCCAUUGUCCGAACUGACAUCGGCGUCAAUGAGUUGCUUCGCUCUGUUGGUGGAGAUGCAUACCCUGAUCGACGAGACGAGCUGGUCGCCAUGCUUGACGUCGACACUAAUUGGCGUAUGCAUGCUGUUUCAGAUGGUGAGCGUCGUCGAGUCCAGCUUGCCAUGGGUCUACUGAGACCCUGGACGGUUCUGCUCCUCGAUGAAAUCACUGUCGAUCUCGACGUUCUGAGUCGUGCUGAGUUUCUGGCUUGGCUCAAGCGUGAGACGGAAAUUCGGGAAUGUACCAUCGUCUACGCCACUCAUAUUCUGGACAACCUCGCUGGUUGGCCGACUCAUCUUGCUCAUAUGCACCUUGGUACUGUCAAGGAGUGGGACGAGGCUGACAAGAUGCUCGCUACCAUCGAUGGUACUGUGGGUGCCUCCGGCAAUAGCCGUCUCGGAGAGCUUGUCCUGAGCUGGCUUCGAGAGGACUUGAAGGAGCGGGGGCCACGGAGCAAUAUGAAACGUGGCCCUGAAGGCAAGACCUAUGGGUUUGGAGGCAUCCAGAUCGGUGGUUAUGGCGACGAGUCUAAGCAUCGCGAAGCAUGA
Molecule: messenger RNA, 864 nt
Organism: Fusarium proliferatum ET1
Lineage: Eukaryota; Fungi; Ascomycota; Sordariomycetes; Hypocreales; Nectriaceae
Exons: 1
Coding region: 1-864 (287 amino acids)
Molecular function (GO): ATP hydrolysis activity; ATP binding
Source: RefSeq, a predicted model, not a curated record